UUUUGUUAGAAUAGUUUUAGUUGUUUCCUACCUUUUAAUUAGUUAGUUUAGCUAUUUCUCGUUUUGUUAGAAUAGUUUUAGUUGUUUAACUUGAAUUUGAAUUUCCUAGAUAAUAGGCUGAAACCGAGUAAUAGUAAAUCUAGAGACUCGUGAAUACGAUAAUUUUAUUACUUGUGUCUUAAUAUUACAACUAUAUUUUUGGUUCACUUGCCCAUUACAAGGAAUGUAGUUUGUAGAAACCAAAUAUACAGUUUGAUAUUGAAUCCGCUCCACAAAAAUAUUACUCCCCAUCGCGCCAAUCUUACAAGUUCGCGGUUGAACGUAACUGCCCGUAAACGAGCAGAACAGAGUAGUCAAAACUCAAAAGUGAAAGCAAAAGCAAACCCCAGAACUCACGCAGGGAGAUGUUGCGGAAAUGCUUCACCACCGUGGCCACCUUCUCCUCGUUCACAUCGACCCGUACUCUCAAGAAGAAGAAAUGCGACGCGCUGGUGAUCGGCGGCGGCCACAACGGCAGCUGCCGCCGCCGUUACUGAAGAGAUCAUACCUGCCUUCCAGUUCUCCAGAUGCAGCUACCUCACUACCUCCACAGUCUCCUUCGCCCCUCCGUCGUCAAAGAGUUGGAGAGGCAUGGAUUGAAGAUGUUGGAAGGAACGCAUUCUCUUUCACGCCUUCCGUUGAUGGCCGCUACAUUCUGCUUGGAACCAAAGCCGAUCACAACCAUGCAGAAAUUUCUCCAAAAGGGACGCCGACGAUUAUCCGAGAUUCUUUGGAUUACAUAUAAGCUGACUAACUAUGGAAAACAUGGUUCACUACGUUUGUAGGUGGUCCUUGCUGACGGUAUGCAAGUUCUAUAUCGAGUUGUUCUGUCUAAUGCCACUCCUUGCAAAACUUUCCUGGUAAAGCGUUGUUCUAGCUUAUGCACCAGAUCAGUUUGGACGAAAGAGCAGUCAUAUCACCAAUUCAGUUUCUUAUUCUCCAUCUCAAUCACAGGAAUUGUUGCCAAGCGAUGUUCUCCCUAGCGAUUUCAUCUUGUUGCUGAAGAAUUCCAACUUCAUCUCCGACACCAUACAAGCCAUCAGAUGGAAGCUGGAAUGAGCCAAUGUACAUAGUGAGUGUCGAGUCAUGCAGAACUACUUCCAUUUUAGUCAUGGGCUUUGGAGGAUACCUGUAAUCGCAGUUUAUGUUGAAAUCCAUCAUUUCUGCAGGAAGCGUAUGCAGAAAGAUGUUUCAG
Linum trigynum is the source of this 1234-nucleotide messenger RNA. NCBI's taxonomy places the organism in Eukaryota, Viridiplantae, Streptophyta, Magnoliopsida, Malpighiales, Linaceae. The record is from the annotation of a GenBank genome assembly.